AUGGUGUACUGUGGAAAGGCUUCGCAGGGCUGCCAGAGCUGUCGGAAGCGACGUAUCAAGUGUGACAAGGUCAAACCCGAAUGUUCACAAUGCGUGCGCAUCGGCAAAAAAUGCUCCGGCUACCGGGACCAGCUCUCGCUCAUGUUCCGUGACGAGAGCGCAAAGGUGAUGCAGAAGGCACAUGCUCAAUGGGGGGUGGGCGAGGAGGGCGUCGAGGCGGGCACGGCGACUGCUUAUGACGACGACGCUGCGUCCUCCUCCAAAUCCCCGACACCUUCGUUCGGGGGCGACAUUGUCCAGCUCUCGCCCGUGCAGACCCUACCAUCACCGCCAGCCUCGCAAGCAGGGUCCAUGCCGUCUGGGGUACGGGACCUCGCCAAGGUGCAGGCGCCCAUCCUACCGACGUCGGAGGAGCAAGGCUUUCAGUUCUACGUCAACAGAUACCUGGUGGGACACCCCGACGAACCGAGGAAUCUGGACGAACUGCGAAGUGAUACUUGGUUGUGGGACCCGGCGCUGAAAGACGUCUCGGCUGCACUGGGACUCGCGAGUCUGUCGAAUCUCAGGGGCGACCAUGAGAUGAUGGUCAGCGCGAGGAAACAAUAUGGCAAGGCGUUACGAAUGGCUGGAUCCAUGCUCAUGUCAAAAGACCCGUCCUCCGUGGACGUGACCGCUCGCCUGGUCGUGUUGCUGGCGAUGUAUGAGCUCGUCAAAGGCACAGAGCUGACUACAGGAACCGUGUACGCGCAUGUGGCUGGCGGCGCUGCUCUCAUCAGACAGUGGUACCCCAUGCGCAAGACACCUUGUGGCGGUGUGCGCCCAUUGCUACAGCUCUGCUUUUCCACAUUCCUGACCGCCUAUGAGAUUGGCAUUGCCCUUCCGGCCGAAUUCAACGACUGGGUGGCCUUUUGCCAGCAAGGCAUGCCGGCCGACGAUCAACGCGCCCCGGAACUCGGGUUGAUGAUAGCACGCUUCAUCAAGCUCGCCUCGUAUACCCGCUUCAACGUGCUCCAAGACGGCAUCGCUUCGACGGCGGCGACCAUGCAGGAGGCCAUUGAUAUCGAGAAGGGGUUCGAGAAGUGGGAGGACGAGCUCGACGGGCACUGGCUGUUCACAGCCGAGAAGACCCUCCACCUACCGCCCGCGGCUGUCUUCCAGGGCGAGUACCACGACUACUACGACAUGUGGGUGGCACGGAUCUGGAACUACUACAGGUGGGCGCGGAUCCUGGCCAACCAGCAGAUCCUGGACCUGGCCGACAAGUACCCAGCGUCAUGCGGCCCUCUGCUGGCGAGGCACUACCCGAACGGGCGGAACGACUGCAUCGACACGGCGGGCGACAUGGCGCGGGACAUUCUGGCCAGCACACCGAGUCACUGGCGACAUCCCCUCCUGGGCGACAAGACGCCGUUGCCCGUGCAGCAGCAGGGAGGCGCCGGUGCUGGGGCCGCCGGUAUACCCGUGCUGCUAUUCCAGCUCCGGGCGGCGGCCUGCGCACCAGGUGUCCCGAUCGAAUACUGGAGCUGGGCGUAUGGUGUGAUGGAGUGCGUCUGGGGCGACAUGGGCAUGCAGCACGCAAAGAGCAUGAUGGACGCGCUGCUUGCGCAUCGCGAGUCGUUGAGGAGGGACGAGUUGCGAGACCAAGAGGCCCAGCCCAAGGAGAGGUUCUUCCUCGGGCUCAUCCACGAGGGGUGA
Messenger RNA from Emericellopsis atlantica, 1695 nucleotides. RefSeq lists its product as uncharacterized. Gene Ontology annotation, biological process: regulation of DNA-templated transcription. The record is from RefSeq and is a predicted model, not a curated record. The transcript has 4 exons. The coding region runs from base 1 to 1695 and encodes 564 amino acids. Gene Ontology annotation, molecular function: DNA-binding transcription factor activity, RNA polymerase II-specific; zinc ion binding. Lineage: Eukaryota; Fungi; Ascomycota; Sordariomycetes; Hypocreales; Bionectriaceae.